AUGAUGAGUACGUAUGUUCUCGCGCAUAUACAGAGAUGCACUGACAUUCAAGACCCUUCGAGCGCCCGAAGGAGGAGCAAGUCUAACCCCCAAGUGGCUUCGCCGCCAACCACGCUGCGAUUUCUUGUCCAAGAACCGCCUUCUCAUCGCAGAGGGCUUCCUGCUUGGGACCGUGCCUUUGACGCUGUCUACCACAGCAACAGCAGCCACACUCCAAGCUUCUCCGACACUCUUACCAGUUUCUUCGAGAAUCACGGACGCUCAAAGCCAGACUCAGGCUACUUUCGCCUCCCAGACGACAUCCGCCUGCGAAUAUGCAACCUCAUCCUUCCCGUCGUCGAUCGUCCCGUGCGUCUAAACCGCCUCUUCUUCACCCGCGAUGUCUGGCGUGAAGGAGACCUCGCAUCGCCAACCGACGCUCUCCUCCCUCUAGCUCCGUACCUCCAAGUCUCGUUUGCCUUUUGCGCCGACUUUCUCGUGGCGUUCCUCCAGAGCGUCACGCUGCAUGCCGUCUUUUCGCCCUUUGUCGGAUGCAGGGUUAACCCCUUAGCCACGACCUGGCUUAAUCGCUAUGGACCGUAUGCGAAGAGCAUUGCAGUCGAGGUUGACAUGUCGCGUUUGGGUUGUGGGCCGGCAGAUAGUGCUACUUGUCUUCUUCCCGAUAUCGAGCACGUUGAGGAUCUCGUCUGCGAGUUUGUAGACUCGCAACUAAGACGGAAAGAAUCUCUUCCCUUGCAGAGUCUGAUUCUCCUCUGUCGACGGUUCUACGGCCGUCGCGGUCCUUCACUCUCAAGACCAGACACGGGACGUUCCAGCGGGGCGAGCAGUAGCAGCAGAGCCAACUCAGCCGAAGACAUGGGGUUCCAGUCUCCCGAGAUGUACGCGUCCAUGGACGAGCUCCUGAAGCAGAUGGCCGAAGAAACCGUGUCGAGUCCAUUCGAAACGCCGAUGCCGUCGCCGUUGCCACAAUCAGGGUACUGUCCAAACUCGUACCUCCUUUUCUGCAACCACAUAAUACACCUCAAAGGACGAAUCAAUUCCCUACGAAUGUGUGGCUUCGAUGAGACGUACACGACUCGGUUAAUGGCGACAUUGUUCUCAGAUGUCAACGGCGGACAGGCAUACCGGGUAGCACCCUCGACGAUAUGGCCUAGACUCCACGGGCAAAAGUCUUGUCUAGACGCUGGAGAUGGAUACACAAUACUAGACGAUCACCAAGUCCAAUCAGCCUUGAACGCCCCAGUAGCGCACCGCCCCUGGGAAGGAUGCGUGCAGCUCCCUCCCUCAACCCCCGACGAAGAAGGAAACCCAAGCCUCCCGUCCAUCGUGGGAGAUCUACAAAGACUAAGGAGUCCAUACGCAAGGACAGUCACGAGUUUGUCGGAGCGGACGUGCGAUCAGAUGCUCAAGGAAACUGGGGGACUUGGAAAUGGAUCCGAUAAGAAUAGAUUUCUGCGGUUCAUGAAAAAGUAUGGCAAGAAGAAGAAGCAGAGGACUCUCACGAGGGAAGCUUUUGCAACAUUGUGA
Molecule: messenger RNA, 1527 nt
Organism: Fusarium falciforme
Lineage: Eukaryota; Fungi; Ascomycota; Sordariomycetes; Hypocreales; Nectriaceae
Exons: 1
Coding region: 1-1527 (508 amino acids)
Source: RefSeq, a predicted model, not a curated record